CUCUUGCGUCCGCUGUUUCGAAUGGGGAGUCUGCGGGAAAUUUCAUUAUUAAUACACUGGCAGAAUUGCAAAGUUUAUUGAGACUACUAAUACUUUAAAUUAUCAUUUGUGAACUAAACAUUAAAGCUUUUAAUUCAGUUCAAACAUGCCAACGUAGUUGCUUCCUCAUGCAUAUGGAAUAAUAUACGUCAUAACAAAAUUCCUUCAUUUGAAAAGUUAUUUAUUUGUUAUUUUUCAAAUACAUAAGUUUAUUAAUCAAGAUGCGUGAACGUACAUCUACGGACAAUGCUUACAGUUCAACGUCAGAAUUUGGUUGCUCUAUGCGGGAACUGCAAGGACUCAUGCAGCUCCGUGGAGCGGAGGCAGUUGAAAUUUUGAACAAAAGAUAUGGUGGAGCAACGGGACUGUGCAAGCGCCUUCGAACUUCUCCAACUGAUGGCAUAUCAAGUCAAGAUCUUGCAAAACGUCGUGAAGUAUUUGGGACCAAUGUAAUACCGCCUACACCUCCGAAAAGUUUUCUACAACUUAUGUGGGAGGCUUUACAAGAUGUUACUCUGAUAGUUCUAAUGGUUGCUGCUGGUGUAUCACUACUUCUGGCGUUGUACACAAAAUAUUUUGGUGGUGAAGAUCACACCAGCGAUGAAACUGAAGGUGAAGUCAGCUGGAUAGAAGGUGUUGCAAUACUCUGUGCUGUUGUUGUAGUCGUUUUGGUGACUGCAACCAAUGACUGGCAGAAAGAAAGACAAUUUCGUGGCCUUCAGGAUAAAAUUGAAUCAGAUCAUAAAAUGUCUGUUUUACGAGAUGGUGAAAUGAUAGAAGUAUUAGUCGGUGAUAUUGUCGUUGGUGAUAUCUGUUUGGUAAAAUAUGGCGAUUUACUCCCAGCUGAUGGUAUAAUUCUUCAGAGUAAUGAUUUAAAAGUUGACGAAAGCUCACUAACUGGUGAACCAGAUCAAGUGAAAAAGGGUGAAAAUAAUGAUCCAAUGCUUUUAUCAGGUACACAUGUUAUGGAAGGUUCUGGAAAAAUGGUGGUCACAGCCGUUGGCGUUAAUUCUCAAGCAGGUAUCAUAUUCACUCUGUUGGGUGCAACUGAAGGCGAUGGAUCAACAUCGCCUCCACCACCUCCAGCUGAUUUAAUCGAUGCAAAUGAAAUGACACAGAUUGAAGGCCAUACUAAUCUUUCACGGCAAAACAAUGACUCAGAUGGCAAACAACAACGUGGAAAACAUACAAAUUUCAAUGAUCCUACAAAUGAUCGUAAGAAUCAAACGAAAGGAAGUGGUCAUGUUGCUUUCAGUGGUACAUCUGAAGUAGGAUCUGGAAAAACUGCAGCUACAGGCGACCAUAUUGAAAAUCAUAACCUUGAUAAUUCAAAUCAACGCAACAGUUUAGGUGGUGGAGAUGGAGAAAUUAAUGAGAAUGGUGGUGAUGCUCCUAAAGGUCGUAAACGUCGAAAGAAGAAAUACUCUGUACUUCAGGCUAAAUUGACUCAUUUAGCUGGUUUAAUCGGACAAAUGGGUACUGUUGUGGCUAGUUUAACUGUGAUUAUACUGAUUAUAAAAUUUUCUGUGAAUACAUUUUACUUUGAAAAAGAACAAUGGGAUACAGGAAGACAUUUACAUCAAUUUGUAAGAUUUGUUAUUAUUGGUGUCACUGUGCUUGUUGUCGCUGUGCCUGAAGGUCUUCCUUUAGCUGUAACUAUUUCACUAGCCUAUUCUGUCAAGAAAAUGAUGAAGGAUAACAAUCUGGUACGACAUUUAGAUGCUUGUGAAACAAUGGGUAAUGCAACAGCUAUCUGUUCAGAUAAAACAGGUACUUUAACAACAAAUCGAAUGACAGUUGUUCAAUGUUAUUUCGGUGGGAAAUUGACUCGAAACUCGGAUGAGUUACCAAAGUUGAAAGAUUUGAAUCAUAGAAUUGGGCAUAGAUUAGUUCACGGUGUAUCUAUCAACAGUAGUUAUACAUCACGUAUAAUGAUACCUGAGAAGCCAACAGAAUUACCACAACAAUUGGGAAAUAAAACUGAAUGUGCUUUACUUGGUUUUGUCCGACAUCUUGGUGUCAAUUAUGAGGAUAUACGAGAACGAUGGCCUCAAGAAAGCUUAAUCAAGGUGUUCACAUUUAACUCUGUUCGAAAAUCAAUGAGUACUGUGAUUAAAAACUUGGAAGCUGAUCGGCCAGGUUAUACUGUUUUCACUAAAGGUGCAUCUGAAAUGGUUUUAAAGAAAUGCACUUACAUUCUUGAUGCUAAUGGUGAACCGAAACCAUUCACUGUAGCCAAUCAAGAAAGUUUAGUUCGAGAUGUGAUAGAACCGAUGGCUGGUGAUGGACUACGAACUAUAGGCAUAGCAUACAAAAGUUAUAUUGAUUCUGCUGUUGGAGUUGCCACCAAUGAAGUUCCUCUAAAGCGUGGUCAAACACCAGAUUUUGAUGAUGAAGAUACAGUUGUAUCUAACUUAACAUGUAUUGGUAUUGUGGGAAUUGAAGAUCCUGUACGACCAGAAGUCCCUGCUGCUAUUCGAAAAUGUCAACGUGCUGGAAUUACUGUUCGUAUGGUAACUGGUGACAAUGUGAAUACAGCACGAUCCAUCGCUUAUAAAUGUGGUAUCUUAAGACCAGGUGAUAAUUAUAUUGUAUUAGAAGGAAAAGAAUUCAAUAAUCGUGUCCGUGAUCCACGUACAAAUCGUGUUAGACAAGAUUUAAUGGAUCAGGUGUGGCCACAGCUUAGAGUAUUAGCACGUUCAUCUCCACAGGAUAAAUACACGCUUGUUAGUGGAAUUAUUGAUAGUCAUAUUUCAACACGUCGUGAAGUUGUCGCUGUCACUGGUGAUGGUACAAAUGAUGGACCUGCAUUGAAAAAAGCUGAUGUUGGUUUUGCAAUGGGUAUAGCUGGAACAGAUGUAGCUAAAGAAGCAUCCGAUAUCAUACUGACUGAUGAUAAUUUUACUAGUAUUGUUAAAGCAGUAAUGUGGGGAAGAAAUGUCUACGAUUCAAUAUCAAAAUUUUUGCAAUUUCAAUUAACUGUCAAUAUGGUGGCUAUUAUAGUCGCAUUUAUUGGUGCUUGUUUUAUCACAGAUAGUCCAUUGAAAGCUGUGCAAAUGUUAUGGGUUAAUUUAAUCAUGGAUACUUUAGCAUCAUUAGCAUUGGCAACAGAAAUACCAACAGAAGAACUGCUUGAACGUGCACCAUAUGGUCGAACAAAACCUAUUAUUAGUCGAAAUAUGAUAAAAAAUAUUCUCGGACAAUCUAUUUACCAAUUGACAGUUAUUUUCUAUCUUAUAUGGUUUGGUGAACAUUUAUUGGAUGUAGAAAGUGGACGUGGUUUAAGUGCAAAAGGUAUAAAUCGUCCAACUGAACACUUUACAGUUAUAUUUAAUUCAUUUGUUAUGAUGACAUUAUUCAAUGAAAUUAAUGCUAGAAAAAUACAUGGACAACGUAAUAUUUUCGCUGGUCUGAUGAAUAAUAUCCUAUUUGUGAUUAUCUGGAUAUCAACAUUUCUACUACAAGUUGUAAUUAUCCAAUUCGGAGGAUAUGCAUUUAGUACUUGCCCAUUGGCACUAGAACAUUGGCUAUGGUGUUUAUUUUUCGGUAUCGGUACACUAAUUUGGGGUCAGGUUAUCAUUACAAUACCAAUUUGGGUUAUACCGAAACGCAAACGGAAGCCACUUAAAGGAAGGCGGUCAACACUUAUUACAACACAAGAUGCCAUAGGAACAGAAACAGCUGGCCUAGUCGGUCAAGAUGUCACGCAUACACCAAUUGCAGAUGGUGGUCUAGGCCAUCGAGCAAGCACAGGAUUUGUUAGCAAGGCGGCUAAUGCAGUAGCUCGUGGUCUAGGAGCGAUAUACACUCAACCAGAAGGGGAAGAAGAUGAAGAGGAAGAAGAAGAUGAUGAUGAAGAAGAGGAAGAAGAUGAGGAUAGGGAGGAUUUAGGCAGUGCUGAACUACGCAAUACAGGUCAAAUAUUAUGGAUAAGAGGUUUGUCAAGGCUACAAACACAGUCUUCGCGUGAACCCCAUCUAGAUAAACGUACAGAUGAAUGGAUGGGACGUGUUAGACGUUUUACACUUAGUCAAAUUAAUACAGAUGGCAUGCAACAUCCAUUAGUAUUAGCAGCUAGACGUCAGAGUACAACAAUGAAUAGAGGCGGUUCUAUCAGUACCUCGGGUAAUCUACGUUCAACAUCUCCAGAAGAACUUCCAGAAGAGGAUGAAGAAUAUGACAAUGUUGAUGAACAUGUCGAUAAAAAACAAUGAUGGUCUUAUGAUGAAUAAUUAAUUUUGCGAAUAAUUAAUAAUAAUAAUAUUACUCUUCAGGAGGAGGAGGAGGAGGGGUAGAGGUUGUAUGUUUCCUCUUCUACACACAUGUAGUAGACACAUGUAGUAUUUAUCAUCCGGUUUAAACACAAGACAUUUACACAUAUGAAUAGCCGAACACUCUCUGUCUCUCUCUUUCUCUCACAAACACAUAUAUACACACAUAUAUAUAAGUAUAUGUUUCGGUCAUAUUGCGUAGGUUGAAAAAUCACACAAACUCUGCCUAAAAUUUAUCACUGAUUCCCUGAGCAAAAUAUCUGUCAUAGACACCAUAAAAUGGAAAACGCGUAGUGUGUGUUGGGAACAUUUGUUCAGCUCACUUUCACCGAAUUUCAUAUAUAUAUAUAUAUAUAUAUAUAUAUAUAUAUAAUGACUUAAAACGAGGUGAUUAUAUAAACUUACAACAAUAUAACUAACCUGUUAUCCAGUUCUCUCCUUAUUCCUUCUGACUAAAGAAACAGAACUCUUUCAAUCACUGUUGAAGCAUUAAUCUAUCCAAUCUUAUAGCUUAUCAUGGGCAAUAGAAUAAGAAGCAUAUAUUUUAUAUUAUAUUCUAUAGACUCUACAAAUGUGAUGCACAAAACAUCUAUAAUGUGCAAUCACACGUUAUUGUUUUUGUUCAAAGGGUAAUGAUUAGCUUUCCAUUUAUCUUUCUAUCAUUGGUGCUCUUCUCAUCUUACUACUACUACUAUUAUUAUUAUUAUU
Messenger RNA from Trichobilharzia szidati, 5018 nucleotides. The record is from the annotation of a GenBank genome assembly. NCBI's taxonomy places the organism in Eukaryota, Metazoa, Platyhelminthes, Trematoda, Strigeidida, Schistosomatidae.